CCGUCCGCCCUGCGCCGCUGCCGGGCUGGUUCCCCGCGCGUCUGGGAGCGGGAGGAUCCCUUGGCACAGCGGGUCAGUACCCGCCUCUCCCGGCCCGGCCCCUGGGCUGCUCCCUGCCCCGCUGCCUGGCUGGUGCCUUUCCAGCCCCGCGGAGCAUUGCUGCAGCUGGGAGCAGCGCGGCUGGCUGAGCGCCUCCGCCGGGCUGGAAGUUGUGCCCGGCACCUUCUCACCUGACAGGGGCAACUUCCCCCGGCAGACAGCCAGGACCUGGCUCAUCCCUGCCUCCAGAUCGCCCGGGCUUCGCUGCGCUGCACAGUCACUCGCAGCUGCCACGUGAACCAGGGACCUUCAUCUUCAUGACGGAAGAGAGCAUCAUGGCCUUUAGGAUUCAAGAUUUUACUAGGCUGAGGAUUGACCGGGACUGAAAGAUUCUGGGUUACUCAUAAAUCUCCCCAAACUAACACACACAGACACAGUCCCUCUCUCCUCAUUGCUCCAUUAUUGGUUGUGAGUAAAAAGAUGGCAUCCAGCCUUACAUGCACUGGGAUGAUCUGGGCACUUCUUUCCUUCCUCUGCGCUGCUGCCUCCUGCAUAGGAUUCUUUAUGCCCUACUGGCUGUUGGGGUCUCAGCUGGAGAAGUCAGUGUCCUUUGGCACUUUCCGGAGGUGUUCCUAUCCAGUGCGUGAUGAGAGCCGCCAGACUACAGUGAUGGUAGAGCAGUGUGGCCGCUACGCAUCCUUCCAGGCCAUCCCAAGUGCUGAGUGGAGAAUCUGCACCGUGGUGACGGGGCUGGGCUGCGGCCUCCUUCUUUUGGUGGCACUGACUGCACUCAUGGGCUGCUGUGUGUCCGAGCUCAUCUCCAGAACUGUGGGCAGGGUAGCAGGAGGCAUCCAGUUCCUGGGAGGCUUGUUGAUUGGCUCUGGCUGUGCUCUCUAUCCUUUGGGUUGGGACAGUGAAGAGGUUAGACAGACCUGUGGUAACCUUUCCAACCAGUUUGAAUUGGGUUCUUGUGAAAUUGGCUGGGCUUACUACUGCACCGGAGGAGGAGCAGCUGCCGCUAUGUUAAUCUGCACUUGGUUGGCCUGCUUCUCUGGCAAGAAACAGAAACAGUACCCUUACUGAGGCUGGCGGCCUGAAAGUCCAGUUUAGAGAAUGAAUGAGCUUCGAGAGGCAGAAGUGACUUACAGAUGACUUCUUCUGAAAAAAGUGCUUUAGCUCCUAACUGCAGAACAGUCAGUAUGAAAUGAGAAUGGACGUGGUCAAGGAUGUGAGGUGACACUGUGAAUUGUGGGGAGGAUGGGGAGUCUGGAAAGCUGGACCAAACUCUGCAAAUCUUGGAAGGCAUGGACAGUUCUUGCUUGACAGAAUAUAUUUCUGGUCUGUUUGGAAGAAUACAAUUUUACGAGCAAGGAAUGCUCCCCUUUGGUAAAUUGUGACCGUAUAGGCGUACCAAUAAAUUGAAGGACUCAUAAAAAUAAUGUUUGGGUUAGGAUAUACUCUUCCAAAAUUCCCCUUAAGCACAACACUCCUGAAAGUGUGCGUGCACACACACAUAUAUAUACAUACACACACGUAUAGAACAUGGCACAGAACAAAUAAAAUGCAAACUUAUUGGUGCAUUUUUUUCCUUUCUUUUAUUCAUUUGAUGAUUUAAAAUUCAACGUUAUACCACUUUUUAAACUACACAUGAAACCUAAUAAAUGGACCAAUAAGCCACUUUAACAAUAUUUUGUAUAUUCUCUCUACUCUUUUCCCCAAAACAUUUAUUCACUGCUUAUUCAGCCCUAUAGAAUUUUUAUUUAGCUUCUGUGUUUUCAGCAUUAUUACAAAAAUGCAACAUUUUACUCAGCAUAUUUAGGGGCUUUGCCUAUAGUACUAUUAUGAAGGGCAGUAAAUGGACAUCUUUCAGUCCAGGGAGAAUUCCACUCAUGGUACUGUAGGAUAUUGUUGGUUACAUAAGACUAAUGGGAAACGUCUUCCAGAUAUAGAUUUUGUCAUUGUUACGUUUAGCUCGUUGUUGUAUUGUACUGUACCAUGUUUAUUAUUUCAAUAUUCAUUUUUGUAAAAAAAUAUAUAAAUGUGCUAUUAUGUUUGUAUUUGAAAAUCUCUGUAAAUAAAUUUUUCUCUGACCAGUA
Messenger RNA from Gopherus flavomarginatus (Mexican gopher tortoise), 2135 nucleotides. RefSeq names its product LHFPL tetraspan subfamily member 6 (gene LHFPL6). The transcript is spliced from 4 exons. The record is from RefSeq and is a predicted model, not a curated record. Lineage: Eukaryota; Metazoa; Chordata; Testudines; Testudinidae. Gene Ontology annotation, cellular component: membrane. Bases 520 to 1122 code for a protein of 200 amino acids.